Sarcophilus harrisii (Tasmanian devil) is the source of this 4952-nucleotide messenger RNA. It is a transcript of the gene PRCC, whose product is annotated as proline rich mitotic checkpoint control factor. The record is from RefSeq and is a predicted model, not a curated record. Gene Ontology annotation, cellular component: nucleus. NCBI's taxonomy places the organism in Eukaryota, Metazoa, Chordata, Mammalia, Dasyuromorphia, Dasyuridae. The transcript has 7 exons. Bases 352 to 1851 code for a protein of 499 amino acids.
GCGCCGAAUCACAGGAGGCGACGGAGGGGACUUUCGCCAAGGUGGCUGCUGGGAGCUGUAGUAUUAGAGCGGUGAGGCGAGGGGGAGGCGGAGUGACUCGGCGGCCAUUACUUGUGUGGAGCUGCCCGGGACCGGGAGCCCAAGCUAAGAGGGAGGCCUUAAUCUUGUAGGGACGCAACCCCAGCCAUGGGCUCCCGCCGAGGCUAGGCCUCGGAGAGCGGAGCAGGCGGGUCCUCCCGCCUCCUGUCCCGCCCCGCCUCGCGGUGGGGCCCGCUAGGCCUCUGUGUGUCCCCGGCCUCGAUUAGGCCGCUCCUUCCGGCAAGGGCACCCCGGAGGCGGGAGGGCAGCGCCAUGUCUCUAGUCGCCUACGCCAGCAGCGAAGAGAGCGAGCCGGAUGAAGCGGAACCCGAGGAGGAGGCGGCCGCCUCUGCCCCGGCUGCUGGACCCAGCCUGGGAGGCCUCUUCGCCUCCCUCCCCCCACCCAAGGGUCCUGCCCUGCUGCCCCCACCUCCCCAGCUGCUGCCCCCGGCCUUUCCCCCGCCGCUGCUGCUCCCCCCGCCGCCGGCCGGAGACCCCCGGCUGCAGCCCCCGCCCCCGCUGCCCUUCGGCCUGGGGGGCUUCCCUCCGCCCCCGGGCCUUAGUUUGGCCGAGGCUGCGGGGGUGGGCGAGGGACUGGGGCUCGGGCUGCCCCUACCGCGGGCCCCAAGCCUCAACCUGCCCCCUCCGAUCGGCGGCGCCGGGCCCCCUCUGGGGCUCCCCAAGCCAAAGAAGAGGACUGCGGAGCCGGUGCGGAUCGCGGCCCCCGAGCUGCACCUGGGAGAUUCAGAUUCAGAGGAAGAUGAACCUACAAAGAAGAAAACUGUUCUUCAGGGAUCUGGUGAAGGAACAGGUUUAUCAGCUUUGCUUCCCCAGCCCAAAAACCUGACUACAAAAGAGACUAACCGAUUGCUCCUACCCUACGCUUUCUCCCGAAAACCCACUGAUGGCUCUGCUGAUAACAAGGUCUCCAAACCAGCCCCCAAGACCAAAUCUGCUUCUUCUGCUUCCUCCUCUGCCCCUGUUGUGGGUGCAACCACUACUACCCCAUCGCCCUCAGCCAUCAAAGCAGCUGCCAAGAGUGCCGCCUUACAGGUGACAAAGCAGAUCACACAAGAGGAGGAUGACAGCGAUGAGGAAGUAGCCCCUGAGAACUUCUUCUCCCUUCCAGACAAGGCUGAGCCUCCUGGAGCUGAGCCAUACCCUUACCCUGUCCCUGCUGCUUCUGAAGAGCCACCCCCAGGCACAGAGCCAGAUCCUACCUUCCAGGACGAUGCAGCCAAUGCUCCCCUUGAAUUCAAGAUGGUGGCUGGUUCAAGUGGGGCUCCCUGGGUGCCUAAGCCUGGGGAGGACUACAGCAGUCAGCCCUACAACCAGUUCCCUACAUAUGGUGACGCUAAUGCCACUGGCGCUUACUAUCAGGAUUAUUACAGUAGUGGCUACUACCCUGAGUCUGAUCCAGCCUUAGUUCCUCCCCAGGAGAUUACCCCAGACGCCUCUUUCAUUGAUGAUGAAGCGUUCAAGCGACUUCAGGGCAAGAGGAACCGGGGAAGAGAAGAAAUUAAUUUUGUGGAGAUCAAAGGAGAUGACCAGCUCAGUGGGGCCCAGCAGUGGAUGACCAAGUCCUUGACGGAAGAAAAAACCAUGAAGUCAUUCAGUAAGAAGAAGGGUGAGCAGCCGACCGGCCAGCAGAGGCGAAAACACCAAAUCACAUAUCUGAUUCACCAGGCUAAAGAGCGAGAAUUGGAGCUGAAGAAUACCUGGUCAGAGAACAAGCUCAGUCGUCGGCAGACCCAAGCCAAAUAUGGAUUCUAGGCUUCUGGAACUGAUCCCAUCUUCCCCUUUACCCAGUACCAGGUGGCCUGGCCUUGCCCUUUCCAGCUAACAUCUUUGGGAGCCCCAGAAGCUCCAAGUCCAGGACCUUCUUCCUUAGGGCCCCAGCCAUCACUUCCUUGAGAAGGAACACAAUGGAUUUCAUUUUCUUAAUAAAACUUAGAAAAUGCAGCUUCCAUAUCUCUUGGAGCCACAAAGACUCCUGAGUGACUCUUCCAGAAACAACUGUUGAAUUCUAGGUUGGGAACUUAGCUCCCUAACAGGGUGAGAUGACUGGUUGAAUUCUGGAUUUUGUUUUUGUUUUGUUUUUGUUUUUUGUUUUUGUUUUUUAAACAAAAACAAAGAUGUCUGUUGAAAUAAAACAUCCAUCCUGACAGAAGCUGCUUACCCUGCACCCUUCCUCCUCUUCUGCUGUGGUUUCCUUUCUCUGAACCACACCUCUUUAUUUGUUGUUCUUUGCCCCUGAUUUGUUUGUACCUCAUGUAAAGUACUCUGUGAUAACUUCCUGGGCUGCUCCUUGUUGAGUGCUUCUCUUUUCUCCUAAGAGAAAAGCCUAAGCCAUCUAAGGAGGCAUUUUUGAUGGCUAAAAGAAGGUUCAAGGAGAGGUCAGGAGCAUGACUUACUACUUGCCAUUCUAAACCCUGCAACCUGAGAAGUUAAAUAUAAAGGAAGGUACCAUCUGACCUUUAAAGAUUUGAAUUCUGGGAGCAAAUGAGAUGUUGGAUUCUUAAUGAUUAAAAUAAGGAUCAGUGUAGUUUUAGCCUGGAGUCAAUUUGACCAGAUAGUUUGAAGGCAGGGGGCUGGAUCAAAUAACUUUGGAGGUCUUUUUAUACUAGUAACUUAUAAUUUCCCAGUCCUGAAAGAAACACAGCAGGUCCCUAGACUCCACUUUGCUUCUUGCUAAACUAUGUUGUGGGACUGUUAGCAGUGCCUUAGGUACAAUGAAGUAGAUAUUGUACAAUCCUUAGGUAUUUACAAUUCAGUUGGGAAUCAAGAUGCUACAGUAGAUAUUUAUAUAAACACUUGGGAUAAUUGUGUGCAAAAAUGUGCACUAGUACAGAAAGAUGUUCUGUAUGAAGGCAAUUGGAAUCCCAUCUGGAAGAAAGGAGCAGAGGAAGGAAGGCUCAAGCACAGGACAAGAUUUUUUCCUGUAAGUCAUAAGGAGUUACUGUUCCUUGAGCAGGCAGAGGUAGGACUGAAUGAUUCUUGGGGCAAUAUCACACAGUUGAGGAGAGGUCAGGAGAAUAGUAAAGAGAUGUGUAAUGAGCCUGUGAAAAUGGAUAGGUCAGGAUUCAGGCAAAUGCUCUGUGAUACCCCUGACUGCCUGGGUAAGUUAGGAGUCUGUUUCUUAUUAAGUAUAAGGGAGAGUUCAUUUACAGGAAAGCCAUGGGUUUAUCUGAAACCUGACCUACUUCAAGUUGGAGCUAGACAGGUUCAUAGUGGUCCGAAAGGGACACUCAGCCUCUGUCUACCUGGCAGUCAUUUCAUCCAUUUGCAGUGUCGAGUAUACAGUCCCUAUGCAAGAAAGAAGAGGUGACUGGGCAGCAAAGGCUGGGGGACUGCAAAAUGAUCCAAUUUUUGUAUAGAAGCCUUCACAAUUAUAUGGUACUAUCCAGCUUCAAUUAUUUUUUUAACCUAAUGUGUUACAGACUCAACCAAAUGGAGUCUUUUAAUUCCUGAAUUAUCACUCUUAAGGCAGCAGGUUGGAGUAGUGGAAGAAACCCUGAAUGGGGAGUUAAGGAUCUGGUUUUAAAUCUUGGCUCUGUCAUUUAAUAUGAUCUCACACUUUUAUAGCGUUUAUAUAUGGUUUCUCAUUAUUAUUCUGAUUUCACAAGUGAACAAAUAAACCGAAAGGUAAAGGGACUUACCUUGAGAAGUAAAGGCUAUUUAGAUGCCAUAAUGACUUGGGUAGGUCAUUUGACUUCUGCCUCAGUUUCUUCGUUUUUGAAAGAUCAAAUGGCUUCCACUAUUCCUUCUAGCUCUAAGUUUAAGAAUACAAUAAUAGCUUUUGUGUUGACUUGAUAGUUGAGUCUUUAAGUCCCAUGAAAGACAGUGCUGUGGUAGCAGCAUAGUAUGCAUAAUAAAACUAACUCAGUUUCAGGAAACUUGAGGGAAAAUAGAAAAAACCAACAUCCUGUUGGCUGAAACGUAAGAAUAUUGAGUUGAAAUUUGGGAAUAAUGAACUUAAAUGUGAAAACAUUAGUCUUGGCAAAUUGGGCUUGAAAAUGGGCAGAAUUUUUGGGAGCAGUUUUUUGACACAUGAAAAUGUGGGCAGAAAGGCAUUGUAAUGGAGAAUCUUUUUUUCACAGUAUAUGAAUUUACUAGAGCAGGCAUAAUGGAGGAAGGCAAUUGUGAUGUUAAGGGAAAAGCUUGGGCUGCGGUUGGCAAGAACUAGUGGAAGACAUUUUUGUUCAUUUUUGUUAGAAACUUGUAUUUGGUUCCAAAAGUAGGGAGGAGUUUUGGAAUUGCAAAAGCCAAAGUGAAGAUACUAAGGAAAAAUAGAAGAAAAGGCAGACCAAAAAGCAGCCAGUGGUUUAUGUUGCAGUUUCUCUUGGGAAAUGAUCCCUUGGAGUCAAGCAGAGAUGACAAAGAUUCCUUCGCCAUCCUAAGAGGAUGCUUGAAGGAGAGGGGCCCUAGUUUGGUACUCAGACAAGUAGAGUAAUUGGAAAUUUGGGGAAAAUAACUCCCAAGAAGAAGAAAAAAAAUCCUCAGGAAGUAAUGAAAGGACCCUAUUAGUUAUAGUCCUAGUGGGGAUUGUUAAAGUUGAAGACUGGGACCAAGAUGACAGUCAGUGGUGGGGAUGGUGAAGAAUUUACUGAUGACAACCUUUGUGUAGUUUCACUCUUGUGAUUUCUCUGCUCUUUUUUAAAAAGUCUAUUUCCCUUAUUUUUCUUUCUACUCCUUUGCCCUACUCCCAGCCUUUCCCAUCUGAACAAAAAUGUCUCAUCUUGAAAUUAUUCUUGGUUGGGGCAACUAGAUGGUGCAGUGGAUAGAGCACUGGCCCUGGAGUCCAGAGGACCUGAGUUCAACUCUAGUAUCAGAUACUUAACAUUGUGUUAAAUCCAGCUGCCUUGCCAAAAAAA